AACUCGGCCUUGUUUCUUGCAGAAUCUUCGCCUUCUCUCUCUAGACAUGUUUUGUUCUUCUUCUUCUUUAGAUUCUGAGUAUUCUUAUCCUCUUAUCUUUCCACGACCUAAUACCCAUAUUUCAGACUCAUAUACAUAGGAGAGAGUUUCUAUCUCACCACUUCUCUUUCUUCUUCUUCAUCUUCUAUGGCGCUGAAUCUUUAUUAUUAUAGUAACACGAUCUGACUGAUAUUAUUGAAGAUUAUUAGGUCAAUAUGGGUUCAAACCUCAAAUUAAAUUCCACGAUUCCCAAAACGAUCAACCAAUUUCUGGACCACUUGUCGCUCAUCGGCGACGUUUCGGAGAGAUUAUCCAAGUUAGAUGACUUCCGUAACAAAUUAGAGGAAGAAAGGACCAAAAUUGAUCCCUUUAAACGAGACCUUCCUCUCUCCCUUCUCCUUAUCAAUGAUGCGAUUAAGACCUUGAAGGAUGAAGAAGAAAUGCACUACAGGAGAAGAAGAAGAAGAACAACAACAACAAAUCAUCAGCCGGUGCUGGAAGAAUUUAUGCCUUUAAAGAAAACUUCAAAAGAAGAUGAUGAUGAUGAUGAAACCAUUCAACUUAUUAUUAAAGACAAUAGUAAAGAUAAGAAGAAUUGGUUAAGCUCUGCUCAGCUGUGGAAGACUGAUGAUGAUGAUGAUGAUGAUGAUGAUGAUAGCAAAAACUUGGAUCUUGUUCGUAGCCGGAGGCGAAAUCCAUCUUCACAAUUAGUUAUAGAGGGUGUUGUUAAGGAAGAGUUGAAUAAUGUUGGGUCCUUUAAAGCUUGUUCUAUGGUUGUUUCAAUGGGGGGUAAGACAGGAGGAAAAGAAGAGAAAGUGGAUGAAUCUACAAUUCCUGCACUUUCUCUUGUUAUCCCUGGAAUGAAGAACUUCAAAGAGGAUGAAUCUAGCUUUAAGAUCAAUGGUGGUGGUAAUAAGGCAGGUUCAUCUUCUACCUCUAGCUUACAGUUACAGCCAAAUUCAAGAAAACAAAGACGGUGUUGGUCGCCUGAACUGCAUCGUCAAUUUGUCAAUGCCCUCCAACAACUUGGUGGCUCUCAUGUGGCAACUCCUAAGCAGAUUAGAGAACUAAUGCAAGUAGAUGGUUUAACAAAUGAUGAAGUGAAGAGCCAUUUGCAGAAAUACCGGCUUCACACUAGAAAGGCUUCUUUGACGGAUGAGAAUAGGUCUAUGAUUUUAUUCAUGGAUCAAGAUCAAUAUAGUGAAUCAUCAAAACAGAGCAGUUCUCAAUCGGCUUCCCCACAUGGUCCUUUUGAUUUACCUGUUGCUGUAAACGGUGGAGGAACCAGCUUGGAGGAUGAGGAAGUGGAGGAUGAUGAAGAUGAUAAAUCAGAGAGUUGUGGCUGGAAGAAUCAGGCAUACAAAUCAGGUGAAGUCAAUUUAUAGAAAAAAGAAGACCUUCCUCGAAAAUUUUGCAGAUAAAAUCUACAUGAUGUACAUGGAAAGAGAGGGGAGGAUUCAUUUCAUUUGAGAAAUAAAACAAAAGUGUCAUGUUUUUUGCAGAGUUAGAUUUUGUUGGAGGCCUUUUCUAGAAUUAUUGUUGUUAUCAUCAAUCUAUCUAUCUAUCUAUCUAUGCUUGAUUGCUUUUGUA
This is a messenger RNA of Impatiens glandulifera, 1629 nucleotides long. Its product is annotated as transcription factor HHO6-like. The record is from RefSeq and is a predicted model, not a curated record. Lineage: Eukaryota; Viridiplantae; Streptophyta; Magnoliopsida; Ericales; Balsaminaceae. Gene Ontology annotation, biological process: regulation of DNA-templated transcription. Gene Ontology annotation, molecular function: DNA-binding transcription factor activity; DNA binding. The transcript has 5 exons. The coding region runs from base 255 to 1424 and encodes 389 amino acids.